UAUUGGUAAAGUGAAGGUUACAACUUACAUCUUUGUACCUAACAAAACUACUUUUUCCUUGAAUUGAUCAAUCCUUUUAUGGUAAAUCAGGUCGUGGUUAUUUGUAAAAAAAAAUAAAAAAAUCAACAUUACUCGAUUAAAACAUUACAGUUGAAUUUAUAAAAUUAACAAAUAAACAACUAACAAUAAUGGUACGUGUUAUUAAACAAGAAACUUAUGAUGAAGUUGUCAAAGAAAAUAUUGAAGAGUUUGAUAUGUCACCACAAGAAGCUGUAGAUGAUGCUAUAAAACAAUUUGAGGCACAGGGAAUUGAUUUGUCAAAUAUAAUAAAAGAUCUAGCUCUUGAUAACAAUGAGAAUACAAUAAAAAUAUGUCUGGACAAUUUAAAAUGUUUGCUGGAAAAUAAAAACUUUGAUGAUGUUGAAUCAAUUUUUAAUAAACUUAAAAUUGAAUUAAACAAAGAUAUUGCAAGAAGAGUUUAUGCUGGGAAAGAAAAUGCCUAUAAUAUUAUUAUUGAUAUUCUUAAGCUAACAAAAGAUAAUUUAAAUAUAUUCAAAGCUGGAUUAUCAACAUUGAUAUCAUUGAUGAAUGGACAUCCAGAUCUUCUUGAUGACAAUGGUAUAGAAUUUCAAAUAAAUUGCCUAGAUGAGAUUGAAGAUAUUUCUACUGUUCAGCUUGUUUUAAAAUGGAUCAAAGAAUGCUGUAUUAAACAUGAAAAAAAUAGACAAAAUAUAUUUACAGCUAAAAUAUUAGAUCGACUUAUGAAAAUUGUUAAAAAAAAUGAUGUUAAUGGUGAUGAACUUAGAGCUGCUUGUGGUGUUAUGAGAGCAUUGGUUCUUGAUGAUGAUUUGAGACAUGAAUAUGGAAAAGCACAUGAACAUGCUGCACAAAUUGCCAGAUCAUCAUUAGAAAUUUUAACACUUUUAUUAUCAAAAUUUAAAGAUAAUGAAAAAGUUGUUGGUGAUUUGAUGCUAACCCUGGCAACACUUAUUGUUAGAAAUGAAUUUUGUCAAGAGGUUGAAGAUGCUGGUGGUUUAACAUUUAUUUUAGAUGUUAUUAUAAAUCAUCCAGAUACUGAAAGACUUAAUUGGCAAGCACUUAAAUUACUUAAGGCACUUGCUGGUAAUGACAAUGUCAAAGCACAUAUUAUAACAUCUGGUAGUGCACCAUUAAUAAUAUCAACAUUAAGUAGAUUCAAGACAUCUGAAAAUGUUGUUGCUGCUGGUUUAGCUUGUAUAUCAGCAUUGACACUAAGAAGUUCAUCAAAUUCUGGUGUAUUUUAUGAUUGUGGUGCACCAGGUAUUAUUGUUGAUGCAUUAAAACAUUAUCCAAAAAGUCAAAAUGUUAUUAAACAAGGCUCAUGGGCUAUUCGUAAUAUGACUGUUAGAAAUAAAACAGAAUCACUUGAAUUUAUUACACAUGGUAUUGAAUCUAUAUUUCAAGAUGCCAUUGCAAAUCAUGGUAGUGCACUUGAACAAGAUGUCAAAGCAGCCAUGAGAGAUUUGGGUCUUAAAGUUAAUCUCAAAGAACAAUGGACUGGCAAAGGUGUUGCAAUGACUAAUGAUCGUGUUUAAAA
This is a messenger RNA of Aphidius gifuensis, 1576 nucleotides long. Its product is annotated as armadillo repeat-containing protein 6 homolog. The record is from RefSeq and is a predicted model, not a curated record. NCBI's taxonomy places the organism in Eukaryota, Metazoa, Arthropoda, Insecta, Hymenoptera, Braconidae. Gene Ontology annotation, biological process: hematopoietic progenitor cell differentiation. The coding region runs from base 189 to 1574 and encodes 461 amino acids. Gene Ontology annotation, molecular function: protein binding. The transcript is spliced from 5 exons.